Molecule: messenger RNA, 1114 nt
Organism: Epinephelus moara (kelp grouper)
Lineage: Eukaryota; Metazoa; Chordata; Actinopteri; Perciformes; Serranidae
Product: glutamic acid-rich protein-like
Exons: 3
Coding region: 197-547 (116 amino acids)
Source: RefSeq, a predicted model, not a curated record
AGCAAUUAGCAAUCAGGACUGCAGCAUAUAAGUGCCUUGAGCCUCCUCCUCUGUGUUUGGUGAACAAUGGAGAACCUUGAAGAGAGCAACCAGAGAAGGAGAAGUCUAAGAGUGAGAGGAGGAGGAGGAGAACAAGGAGGAGAACAAGGAGAAGGAGAAAGAGGACAAGGAGGGGAGGAGAGAGGAGAAGGAGGGCAUGGAGGAGGAGAGAGAGAAGGAGGACAUGGAGGAGGACAGAGAAGAGGAGGAGGAAGACAGAGAGGAGCAGAAGGAGCAGGAGAACAGAGAGGAGCAGGAGGAGGACAGAGAGGAGCAGGAGGAGGACAGAGAGGAGCAGGAGGAGGACAGAGAGGAGCAGGAGGAGGACAGAGAGGAGCAGGAGGAGGACAGAGAGGAGCAGGAAGAGGACAGAGAGGAGCAGGAAGGCAGAGAGGUGCAGGAGGAGGAGGACAGAUCGGAGCAGGAGGAGCAGGAGGACAGAGAGGAGCAGGAGGAGCAGGAGGACAGAGAGGAGCAGGAGGAAGAGGACAGAGAGGAGGAGGAGUAAGAAGAAGGAGAACCAUUAUAUCUAAUGAGAUUCGGGGCACUGUGAUAGACCAUGUGCUGAACCAUGGUUUGAGCAUGAGGGAGGCUGGCUUGAGGGUCCAGCCCAAUCUCAGCCGAUUCACAGUUGGUGCCAUCAUAAGAACAUUCAGGAUGGAGAACAGGACCGAAAGACAACCUCACAGUGGGGGAAAAAGACGCGUUUUCACACCAGAGCAGGAGACCCUAAUUGUGAACACGGUUCGUGAAAACAAUGCAAUUACCCUAAGACAAAUUAAACAGAAGAUCCUAGCAGAUAAUGCAGCUUUUAAUACGAUCCAGAAUGUCAGCCUGUCUACACUGGACCGUGUCCUCAAGAGGAAUUCAUUAGCUAUGAAACAGGUCUACAGGGUCCCGUUCGAAAGAAACACAGACCAUGUGAAGGAGCUACGGCGCGACUUUGUGCUUCGAAUCCAGGAGCUUGAUACGGCGAAUGAACUAUAUGAAUAUAUUUUCAUAGAUGAGGCUGGGUUUAAUCUGGCCAAGAGAAGGCGCAGGGGAAGAAAUAUCAUAGGCCAGCGGGCCAUUGUUG